Messenger RNA from Rhizoctonia solani, 1506 nucleotides. Its product is annotated as Fungal specific transcription factor domain. The coding region runs from base 1 to 1506 and encodes 501 amino acids. The transcript has 6 exons. NCBI's taxonomy places the organism in Eukaryota, Fungi, Basidiomycota, Agaricomycetes, Cantharellales, Ceratobasidiaceae. The record is from RefSeq and is a predicted model, not a curated record.
AUGCUUCCUUUCGAUGCAGAUUGGGAACGAUCUUUUUGCGAGGCUACUGCAGUCACAUUACUCGAUCUUUCGCCGUAUAGCAAUCCUUCCUCUCGACCCACCCCCUCUCAACAAUUGUCGGUACCAGGAGCUCUUUCAACCAGCACGUCAAUCCUUGCAUCUCAAGCGGAACUAGACUCCUGUCCUUUACGAAGAACUGGACAUGAUUUGACUUUUACAUCUUACUCAUCUUUGGAUCCUUUUCAAAACCAACACGAACUUGAAGACGACUAUGAAGACCCUGAAGGUAUAAAGGAGAUCUUUUUCGCAAUUCCUUUGGGACUGGAUCGCACAGUGGAAAGUAAUUCACUACCAUUUGUUUUGCAUUCCUACGCUCAAUGGUUCACGAUGACAGUGUUUGAUCCCCAGAAAAUUGCCCACACCGCAAAAGCAACAGUAAUCGAUCAAUUUUUGAAAUCUUCUUCCUCACGUUCUCGGAUGCUCUUAAUUUCCGAAUUAAUGGGGAAGUUGAUCAAAUCUCGAACCUUGGACAGGGAAGGAGAGAGGGCUUUUCGAUUACUGGCGGAUGACGUUUCAGAUAGCAUUACUAGCUAUCAGGUGCAGCAAUGGCCCGCAAGUAAAGGAGAAAGAGAAUGGGCAAAUGCUACAUUAAAUAAUAUGCUGGAGCUGAUUAGUAUGCAAAUCAUUGUGGUCCCCUACGCCUAUUUGCUACGUCUCCUUAAAUUGGCUGUCCCAGUAUUCUUGUGCGCAUGUUUGCCUCCCCAUCCCCCUGCUAUGUCGGCUAUACUACUUGAAACAACACUUAACCUGCGACACUUUGUGGCGUCAGAUGUGGUCACUAGUAUUACGACCGGCAGGUCACUAUUGUGUAGGUAUCAUGUUCCGUGGUCUCUCGAAUUUUGCGAAGAUUUUAUGAGGAGGGGGGAAAGUCAGGGACUCCAGUGGCUGCUUGGUAUCCCAGAUCAAUUUAUCUUACUAUUCGGGUAUACGGAAGGCCUUCGGGAAGAUGCAAAAUCUUUGGGUAUGCCCGUGGACCCAGAAAUCAUUGGACAAAUUGAGGAAGAUGUGAAGAAGAUACGGAUAUCGCCGUCUCAAAGUAGAGAUGUGUCGAUGGAGGUUAAGAGGAGGGUAGUGCAAGAGGGGUGGCGUGAAGCUGUAUUGAUCUAUAUGUACAUGGCACUUGGCGGAGCAGAUGCGAAUGACCGUAAAGUAAAGAAAGCUCAAAGGGAGUUCAUGAAGCUUGUUAACGCUAUUGGAACUGGACGUCACCCAGAUAUAUUCUUAGCAAUCCCAACAAUGAUAGUGGGCCUAGCCACAAUCAACCCUGUUGAUCGAGAAACGAUAACCUCCCGCUUCCUUGCUUUGCCCGAAUUUGCUAACCCAAACUCUGUGGGACACGAUCAACUUCGUAUACUGAAGGAUGUCUGGAAUCAGACAGAUACAUCAGGGAGGGCUGCGCAGUGGAAGGAUCUGCGAGAGGCGUCUUGGCGGAUUACCGGAGUUUAA